This is a messenger RNA of Cyphellophora europaea CBS 101466, 1329 nucleotides long. RefSeq lists its product as uncharacterized. The coding region runs from base 1 to 1329 and encodes 442 amino acids. The transcript is spliced from 3 exons. The record is from RefSeq and is a predicted model, not a curated record. NCBI's taxonomy places the organism in Eukaryota, Fungi, Ascomycota, Eurotiomycetes, Chaetothyriales, Cyphellophoraceae. Gene Ontology annotation, molecular function: oxidoreductase activity; FMN binding.
AUGUCCGAUCCCCAGAUUCCAAAGCUAUAUCCGCGCAGCACGCCCUCAUGGCAGGCCAAGCAACGCGAAGCCUUCUGGUCCGUCAACGAGGGCCGCACACAGCCCUUCAAUACGCGGCCAGACCAGCUUGAGGCAUUGGCCCGCGAGUGUCUCUCACGCAACGGCCGUCUGUACGCCGAGUCCAACGCCGGUGCCUCGUGGACGCAUCAAGCGAACCGUGAUGCCUUUUUCCGACACCGCAUCAUCCCCAAACAACUCGUCGACACCAACCAGCGCGACACAAGCACCACGCUCUUCGGCCACAAGGUCGCUGCGCCCAUCGGCUUCGCCCCCAUCGGCAUCAACAAGAUCUACCACCCGCAAGGCGAGCUCCCCGUUGCCAAAGUAGCGGGCGCUCUCCGCCUUCCCUACGGCCUUUCGACCGCAGGCUCCACCUCCAUCGAGGCGGUCGCGGCGGCCAACGACGCCGGGCGGCAGGCCGACGGUGCUGUGAAGAUCGAUGGCGCGGACAACGAGCAGCCCGUGCGGUUCUUUCAGCUAUACAUGCCGCAUGAUGACGAGUUGACGCGCAGCCUGCUGACGAGGGCGGUUGAGAGUGGGUUUAGUGCGUGCAUACUCACGACGGAUACGUGGCAGCUGGGGUGGCGGCACGAUGACAUCUACACGAGCAACUACGCUUUCUACAGGGGUAUUGGGGCGGACUUGGGACUGACUGAUCCGGUGUUCCGGAAACGGUUGGAAGAGUGGGGGAUCGAUGCUGAGAAGGAGCCGCAGCGGGCCGGCGCGGCGUGGAUUGAUAGCGUGUGGCACGGUAGGGCGUGGAGUUGGGAGAAGAUGCCGUGGUUGAUCCGGACGUGGAAGGAGAUCAGUGGCGGGAAGCCGUUCCUGCUGAAGGGGAUUCAGGAUGUGGACGAUGCGUGGCGGGCGGUGGAGGUUGGGUGCGAUGGCAUUGUGGUCAGCAAUCAUGCUGGACGGCAGGUGGACGGCGCGAUUGCCUCCCUCGAUGCGCUCGACAACAUCAUCCGGGCCGGCGUGGGCGACAAAAUCACCGUCACGUACGACAGCGGCGUGCGCGGCGCAUCCGACAUCGUCAAAGCACUGUGUCUCGGUGCGAAGUUCGUGUGGGUUGGCCGCCUGUGGAUCUGGGGAUUGAGCAUCAUGGGUGAGGCUGGUGUGGAUCACGUCAUGCGCAGUUUGUUGGCUGAGUUCGACAUCGCCAUGGCGGUCGGCGGUUUCUGCAGUGUGGCCGACUUCACCAGGGAGAGGCUGGAAUCCUACGAGCGUGGCAAGGUCCCUCAGCGACGUGAGGAGCAGAGGGCGAAGCUGUGA